AUGAUUAUUAACCGUGGUAAUAAUCAUGAUAAUAAUAUUAUUAUCAGUAGUAGUAAUCAUAAUGAUGAUGAAAACAAUCCUAACAAUAAUAGAAAUCAAAAAGUCCUGGUCCAUGUAACAACUACCACCAUCAAUAAUAAUAAAAAUCAUGGCUGCGUAACCACCAUCAAUAAUAGUAAUAAUAUCUAUUCCCAUGUAACCACCAGGAAUAAUAAUAAUAUUGUCAGCAAUAGUGAAAAUUAUAAUAAUGAUGAUGAUUAUGAAAGUUUCACUGAAAGUUCCAUCUCCACUAAUGCAAAUAAUCAUCAUAUAGUAUCUAGUGAUGAAGGUUUCACUAAAAGUCACAUAUCCACCAAUGGUAAUAAUAAAAAACAAGCUAUUCAUACAACCACCAUCAAUAACAAUACUACUGACAGCAGUGACAAUGAUACUGAUACUGAUGAAUGUUCCACCAAGAGUCCUGUCCAUAGAUUGGCUCCUGAAGUUGUUGGUCAAACAAAAUAUUCAGAACUAUAG
Messenger RNA from Entrophospora sp. SA101, 516 nucleotides. Lineage: Eukaryota; Fungi; Glomeromycota; Glomeromycetes; Entrophosporales; Entrophosporaceae. The record is from the annotation of a GenBank genome assembly.